Exophiala spinifera is the source of this 1269-nucleotide messenger RNA. RefSeq lists its product as uncharacterized. Bases 1 to 1269 code for a protein of 422 amino acids. The record is from RefSeq and is a predicted model, not a curated record. NCBI's taxonomy places the organism in Eukaryota, Fungi, Ascomycota, Eurotiomycetes, Chaetothyriales, Herpotrichiellaceae. The transcript has a single exon. Gene Ontology annotation, molecular function: oxidized pyrimidine nucleobase lesion DNA N-glycosylase activity; DNA-(apurinic or apyrimidinic site) endonuclease activity; DNA binding. Gene Ontology annotation, cellular component: nucleus. Gene Ontology annotation, biological process: nucleotide-excision repair; base-excision repair, AP site formation; base-excision repair.
AUGCGUACCUCCAAGAUCUCUCAGGAGACCACGAGGAUAUUCAAUGCCCUGUCACCCAAUGUACGCGCCGGACGAUCGACAAGAAGUGCAAGCCGUAUCGCCUCGUUUGCGCUAGGAUACAAUGGGGAUGUCCAGGUGAAAGAAGAGGCGGAAGAAGAAGGGUCGCAUUUGGGGACACCAGAUAUUGAAGAUGGUCUAAGCACUCCAGCACGCUCAAGUCGGAAGAGGAAGUACGGGUCAAUUGUAGAAUCUACCGUCAAGACCGAACAUGAGAUGGCGUGGACAUCGUCUCGAGAUGUCAAGAAAGAGACAGAAGAAGACGAAUUAGAUACAUCACCAGAAGGCCGCGCAAAAGCAAAACCCAAGAUACCUGCUCGGAAGAAGACUUCUGCUUCUGGAGAAAUACAGAUUGAGCCACCGUCAAAUUGGGCUGAAAUCUACGAUACUAUCAAGGCCAUGCGGAAACGAAACCCUACAGCGCCUGUCGACACCAUGGGUUGCGAAGACUUGUUCUGGCCCUCCGCUCCGCCACGGGAGAAGCGAUAUCACACCUUGACUGCAUUGAUGUUAUCAUCGCAAACCAAGGAUACAGUUACGGCAGCUGCCAUGCAUAGAUUACAUACCGAGCUCGUCCCCCAACGGCCAGACGACACUGGCGAGAUUCAGGAAUCCGCUUUGACAGUGGAUAAUGUGCUUGCCUGUGAUCCGAAGUAUCUAGACGAGCUGAUUGGCAAAGUCGGCUUCCACAACAACAAAACCAAAUUUAUUAAGAAGGUCGCUCAAAUCCUGAAAGACGAAUAUGACUGUGAUAUCCCUGAUACUGUCGAGAAGUUGGUGAAGUUGCCAGGGGUCGGUCCAAAGAUGGCGUAUCUGUGCAUGUCUGCAGCUUGGGGCGUCGAUGAAGGGAUAGGUGUUGAUGUCCACGUACACCGCAUCACGAAUCUUUGGGGCUGGCACAAAACAAAGACACCAGAGGAGACACGGGCAUGGCUUGAAGGAUGGCUUCCUAAGGACAGGUGGCACGAGAUCAACAAGAUGCUCGUGGGCCUUGGACAAACCGUAUGCCUGCCUGUGGGCCGAAGAUGCGGCGAAUGUGACCUUGCCGGCAAGGGCCUGUGCAAGGCCGAGAUUCGCGGCUGGAAGGCAACAGAGAGGAGAGUGAAGAAAGAGAAAGUAGAGUUGAAGAUUGAGGGAGGGAAUGAGGUCUUCAAGAAAGAGGAAGAAGUUGACCAAUUGAUCAAAGUUGAAGAAGAAUUGGUAGGUUCCUGA